CAGCUCCGGCCGGCCUCAGGCAGUAUUUCUAUGCCAUUAUCAAGUCAAAAUCAAGAGGAGCAAUACAUCAGUCUCGGAAACAAUAGCACCAGAAGAGGCGCAAGCUUCCGAAACCCCCUCAGCCUCGGUCUCACGUUGGAGCUGCUCCGCCGCCAAGUACCACAUUCGCGCUCAAUUGAGGCAGUUUCACCAGCCUAUACCCGAUUGAGCCACGUCCAUCCAGAGCACCUUGUUGUCGACGACCAGUCUGCCUGACAAAGGGACGUGCAUUCUCAGUGUGCCGAUUGCGUGAGAGGCAGACACAAUGCGGGGCACGUUUCCGUUGACGCUGUCAAGUCUUCUUCUCUCCUUGUCCUCCCUUUCUCCAGUUCUUGCGUCCGAACAACAACCAUUUGACUUUGGCGCCAUGUCUGCUCCUCAGUACACGCUUCCCCCGCUACCCUAUGCAUACAAUGCGUUGGAGCCGCACAUUUCGGCCCAGAUCAUGGAGCUGCACCACAGCAAGCACCACCAGACAUACAUUACCAACCUGAACGGCCUACUCAAGACACAGGCGGAAGCCGUGUCCACGCUUGACAUUACAUCACAGGUGUCGAUCCAGCAGGGCAUCAAGUUCAACGCUGGCGGUCACAUCAACCACUCCCUCUUCUGGCAGAACCUCGCUCCAGCCAGCUCCCCAGCAGCCAAGAGCUCUGCUGCGCCCGAGCUCCUCAAGCAGAUCAAGGCCACGUGGGGCGACGAAGACAAGUUCAAGGAAGCCUUCAACGCGGCCCUUCUGGGCAUCCAGGGCAGCGGCUGGGGCUGGCUCGUCAAGACCGAGGUUGGUAAGGAGCAGCGACUCUCGAUUGUGACCACCAAGGACCAGGAUCCCAUUGUCGCCAAGGGCGAGACUCCCAUCUUCGGCGUCGACAUGUGGGAGCACGCGUACUACCUCCAGUACCAGAACGGCAAGGCGGCAUACGUUCAAAACAUCUGGAAUGUCAUCAACUGGAAGACGGCUGAGGAGCGAUACCUUGGCUCUCGCGCCGAUGCGUUUAGCGUCCUCAAGGCGUCCAUGUAAUGAUGAAGUUGGAUUAGGAGUAGGAGAUUCUAGCAAUUAUCAACGAUGAAGAUGCGGCAUGGAAGACGAGCUCCUGACUUGUUGAAAUGUGACUUGGUGUUUGUGCAUGAUGUGUAUGACGCGCCUUGGAGCACCGUGGUGGAUGACGGCUCGGCCAAAUGAGCAUUCGGGUACUCCCGAAACUUGCUCAAAGACACUCAUAUACUCUCGGCUGAUCAAACAGCAGACGCGCAAGCUUCGAAUCUUGCCAAUUACUGCAGUCGGAUAUUUAUUUAUCACUUGC
Molecule: messenger RNA, 1343 nt
Organism: Exserohilum turcica Et28A
Lineage: Eukaryota; Fungi; Ascomycota; Dothideomycetes; Pleosporales; Pleosporaceae
Exons: 3
Coding region: 305-1060 (251 amino acids)
Biological process (GO): superoxide metabolic process
Cellular component (GO): mitochondrion
Molecular function (GO): metal ion binding; superoxide dismutase activity
Source: RefSeq, a predicted model, not a curated record